UCUCUCUUAUCCCAUAAAAAGCCCAUACCGCCUCACAAAAAUCUCUCUCUAUCUUUUAGCGCAACCCUUCUCGUUUUAGGGUUCAUAUUUUUCUAGGGUUUUUUGAGAUCUUCUACCUCUUUGAUUAUCCGAAGAUGAUGCAACCAACAGCUGGUGUGGUUCCACCUCCAAUGGCUCCGAUGCCUGUGGAUCAACAACAACAUCAGUACCAACAGCCACAGCAGCCUCAGCCGUGGAUGAUGAUGCCACAACAUCCUCAACAACCACCACAGCAAUAUCCCCAACCGGUUUGGGCUCAGCAGCCUCCGCAGGCAGCGAUGCCGCCUCAGCAACCUCAGACGCAGCUGUCUCAGCAGUAUUCGGCUGCUCAGACAGCUGGCUCCAACGAGAUUCGAUCGCUUUGGAUUGGGGACCUGCUGUACUGGAUGGAUGAGAACUAUCUUUCCACAUGUUUCGCUCAAACUGGAGAACAGCUUGCUUCAGUCAAAGUUAUUCGCAAUAAGCAAAGUGGCCAGCCUGAGGGUUAUGGCUUCCUUGAAUUCAGAACUCGUGCAGCAGCAGAAAACGUUUUACAGACAUACAAUGGUACAACUAUGCCAAAUUCUGAACAGAGUUUUAGACUAAACUGGGCUACUCUUGGUGCUGGUGAAAGGCGUGCAGAUGACACUCCUGACUACACAAUUUUUGUUGGAGAUUUGGCUGCUGAUGUUACAGAUUACAUGCUGCAAGAAACAUUCAGAGCUCACUAUCAAUCAGUAAAGGGUGCAAAAGUUGUCACUGAUAGAGUCACAGGACGUUCUAAGGGUUAUGGAUUUGUUAGGUUUGGAGAUGAGAAUGAACAAAUUCGAGCUAUGACUGAAAUGAAUGGAAUGGUCUGUUCUACUAGACCUAUGCGAAUAGGGGCUGCUGCUACUAAGAAACCUAUGGUUGGUCAGCAUUUUCAGAAAGCUUCCUACCAGAAUUCUGAAGGAAACCAGGGCGAGAAUGAUCCAAACAAUACAACAAUAUUUGUUGGUGGUUUGGAUCCUAAUGUUCCGGAUGAGCAUUUGAAACAAGUGUUUGGCCAAUUUGGUGAGCUGGUUCAUGUCAAAAUACCUGCGGGCAAGCGUUGUGGCUUUGUUCAAUUUGUUAACAGAGCCUGUGCUGAGCAAGCUUUAUCGGUUUUGAAUGGUACGCAACUUGGAGGGCAAAAUAUUAGACUUUCAUGGGGGCGUAGUCCUUCAAACAAACAGACUCAGUCGGAUCAGACCCAGUGGAAUGGUGGGUAUUAUGGAUAUGCACAAGGUUACGAUGCAUAUGGUGGAUAUGCGCCCCCUCCUCAAGACCCUACCAUGUACUAUGGAGGAUAUCCUGGCUAUACUAAUUACCAACAGCCACCGCAGUGAUUUGUUGCUGUCUGCGAGAAAGUCUGAGAGCUUGUGCAUCUGGAUUACUCUGAUAUUGUGCAACUAGGCAGGCAGUUUUGGCGUUCAUUGAGCUGGCUGCAAUGUGGUGGUUGUUGGCAGUUAUGUUACAUCAAGGAAUAUAUUUCAUGGCUGCAUAUUACUUCACUUCUAUCUCUCUCUCACUAUCUCUUUUUUUUUUGGGAAACUUCUGUAGUGUUUGAAGGCUAGGCUCUUUUUUCCUCUGGUUUGUAGUCUUGUGGAUCUUGGAUUAUUAUUAUUAUUAUUAUUAUU
Molecule: messenger RNA, 1676 nt
Organism: Cornus florida
Lineage: Eukaryota; Viridiplantae; Streptophyta; Magnoliopsida; Cornales; Cornaceae
Product: polyadenylate-binding protein RBP45-like
Exons: 7
Coding region: 135-1385 (416 amino acids)
Cellular component (GO): cytosol
Molecular function (GO): mRNA binding
Source: RefSeq, a predicted model, not a curated record